CCCGUCUGUCUGCACCGUUCCAACCGGAAUAGACGGCAGGCCAGCAUCCACAAGACGUCGCUUGACUUGCUGAAUCAAUCCUACGAGUCGACCAGCGUCGAAUCCCUGGAGCAGGUCUUCAUUGCCAACAUACACAGCCUGGACAGCGCUUGGAUUUCGUUUUGCACCGGCGACAACCGCGGUCAGGUCCAAUUCAAAGCGAGAGCUGUCGACUGGAAUCCCCGUGGCAAUUUUCAACCCCACAGUCGCUGCCACAUCAAUGAUGUUCACUUGAGGGUUUACAUGUGUCAAGAAGGUGCGGACACCGCCAAAGUGCUGCCGAAUGGACUGAAAAUCACCUUCGAUCUUGCUUGCGUGGCCGACGUGGUAGCCAAUUCCAAACGACGAGAGGGGCGGGGCCGCGUCUGUCGUCCAGCGGUGUGCACUCAAACUGAGUAGGAUGCAACACAAGAGUCGAGCCAUGGAUAGGUUGGUUAGCCAGCCUCUGUGUCGUCGCCGAUAGCUUCAGCAUGUUCAAGCCCCAUGAGACGGACGUCGACCUUCCAGAGCAAGUGGCUUCCUUGACAUCGUCGUGGGACGUGAAAAAGAUGCGCAUCCUAGAGUUUGUGACUGCGCAGCAUGCAGCGUCUGGGUCCCCUGGGUGGGCUCUAGCAGUGGUGCAUCACAACGAGACUCUCCUUGCCCAAGGUUUUGGACUCAACGAGGUUGCCAACCCAGCGAACCAAGUGUCGCCCGACUCGAUGUUCCACAUUGGAUCGGUGACCAAAACCAUGGUGGCGGUGGCGCUUGCGAAGCUGGUGGACGAAGGUCGUGUGCGAUGGACCGACCGCGUGACACAGCAUUUGCCGUGGUUUACUCUCCACGACAAGUAUGCACAGACGUACACAACGCUGCACGAUCUCUUGGGCAUGAACUCGGUGUUCGCCGAAGGCGACAGCGACUACCAAGCGAGCUUUGGUGUGUAUUCGUCCGAGCGGGAUAUGGUCCAGCGCCUCGGGUCGUAUGCCACCACACGGACGUAUCGGCAAGGCUACGCAUACGCCAACGUGAACUUUGCCAUCUUGGGCCAAGUGGUUCAAGCCGUCACCAACCAGACGUGGGGCGAAUACCUCACGCAAGCGAUCUGGACGCCGUUGGGGAUGAUGCACACGUACGACUGGGCAGAGCACGCGCCGGCCGAUCAUCAGCUUUCCAAAGGUCACUUUGUGUGCAAUGGCACUGUGGCAGGUCCGUUUGACAUUCGGGAUGCUUCGACUUCAUUCCUGGCACCAUUUCCCCAGGCCGAUGGGUCGGUUGUAUCGUCCAUCCAUGAUAUGGCGAUAUUCAGCAAGUUCUUGCUCAGUAAAGGCCGCCCUCUAUUUGCAUCAACACAACCCAUCGCAGACAUGAUCACGGGCCACGAGAUUCAAGCUGUGUUUGUGGGGGCGAUGGGGACGUCGUGGGGCUACCACUUUGACCCUAAAGGGGGUCGGGCGUUGGGGGCGGGUUAUGGCAUUGACGUUGUCGGCCCCAGCAUGUACCGUAACUUGGACUACUUUGACAAGAACGGCGACACGGCCGAGCACCAGACGCGCACGGGAUUUGUGCCUAGCCGCGGCUUGGGGGUAGUGCUGCUGAACAACGGGCAACUGAUGGACAAGGGAAGUAACAUCCAGCGCUUGAGUCGCGUUCGUACGUAUGUGCUGGGCAUAUUGCUGGACAUUCCCCAGAACGAACUGGUUGCUGCGUGGAACGAGUCGGUGUUAGCGGCGGAUGCGCUGUAUCCCGUGGGGGAUUGCAAAGCAGCAGCCUUCGAUUCGACGCCUCCAACGCCCACGUACCACCCGUCCGACGCUGUCAAGGAAUGGCUGGCGGGCGAGUACACUGCGAUGGCCUACCCUGAUUUUGUCGGCAAUGCCUCCAUCUAUGUCCAAAACAAGAACCAGCUCGUGUUCAAGUACGGGACGUAUGCCGGCCCCCUCAUUGGACUCACCAACACGACGUUUGUAUGGAAUGUCUUUGUGGCCGUGGCCCCUGCCGUCACUGUGCGCAUUGCCAAACUGCCCAAUGGACUGCCGACAAUUGCUAUCGACGAUAUGUUUGCCUUUGUCAAAGUACUAGCGUAGACUCGGGAUGAUUGUUGUUGGUACUAGUAAGUUAACGUUAAUACUGUACUGGUUGGUAGUUGCUCUGAAAUUGCUGCACCAAAUAAAU
This is a messenger RNA of Aphanomyces astaci, 2193 nucleotides long. RefSeq lists its product as hypothetical. NCBI's taxonomy places the organism in Eukaryota, Oomycota, Saprolegniomycetes, Saprolegniales, Verrucalvaceae. The transcript is spliced from 6 exons. The record is from RefSeq and is a predicted model, not a curated record. The coding region runs from base 510 to 2105 and encodes 531 amino acids.